AUGCAGGAGAUCUCACAUAGGUGUCAACCUCCGAAAUCACCAAUGCAGAAGCUCUCACAUAGGCGACAACCUCCGAAAUCACCAAUGAAGGAGAUCUCACAUAGGUGUCAACCUCCGAAAUCUCCAAUGCAGGAGAUCUCACAUAGGUGUCAACCUCCGAAAUCGCCAAUGCAGAAGAUCUCACAUAGGCGACAACCUCCGAAAUCACCAAUGCAGGAGAUCCCACAUAGGUGUCAACCGCCGAAAUCACCAAUGCAGAAGAUCUCACAUAGGCGACAACAUCCGAAAUCACCAAUGCAGGAGAUCUCACUUAGGUGUCAACCUCCGAAAUCGCCAAUGCAGGAGAUCUCACAUAGGUGUCAACCUCCGAAAUCACCAAUGCAGAAGAUCUCACAUAGGCGACAACCUCCGAAAUCACCAAUGCAGGAGAUCUCACAUAGGUGUCAACCUCCGAAAUCACCAAUGCAGAAGAUCUCACAUAGGUGUCAACCUCCGAAAUCCCCAAUGCAGGAUAUCUCACAUAGGUGUCAACCUCCGAAAUCACCAAUGCAGGAGAUCUCACAUGAAACAAAAAUCGCAGCAUUUCUUUCCGCGAAGGGAAGCUUCACUUAUCAUGGUCACAAUAUAACUAAUACUGGUCACUACACUAUUCAUAUUACCGUAUACAGCCAUCGUCUCAUAACACUUAUCAUGGUCACAAUAUAA
Messenger RNA from Mizuhopecten yessoensis (Yesso scallop), 705 nucleotides. Its product is annotated as proline-rich protein HaeIII subfamily 1-like. The transcript has a single exon. Bases 1 to 705 code for a protein of 234 amino acids. The record is from RefSeq and is a predicted model, not a curated record. NCBI's taxonomy places the organism in Eukaryota, Metazoa, Mollusca, Bivalvia, Pectinida, Pectinidae.